Rotaria socialis is the source of this 547-nucleotide messenger RNA. The record is from the annotation of a GenBank genome assembly. Lineage: Eukaryota; Metazoa; Rotifera; Eurotatoria; Philodinida; Philodinidae.
GGACGAAGAAAUUUUUGUCCCAUGGGAUGGGACGACUCUCAAAAAAUUUCCGUCCCAUCCCAUCCCAUGAGCUUUUAUUUAAAAAGUUGCAUCCCAUGGGACGUAUGGGAUGGGAUGGGAUUGUCCCAUCCCACGCGGAGCUCUGGUGUGUAUGUAGUAAGUGUAGCUCAGAAACAAAUGUAUGAUACGACACCAAUCCGUUACACCAGACCACAGAUCAAGUGAUAAAAUACAGAACAUAUAUACAGCUGAUUGAGAGCGACAGACGCAAAAGAGUGAUUUUUUAAUUUUUCUCUAGCUUCGAACAGAACGAAAGAAUUCUCGGGAUUCAGGAGGUUAAUAAACAAGAUAAAAUUAUCUAUGAUGAAAAAUUCGAUCUAGCUAAUAUUGAUGAAGAUAUUUAAAUAAAGAGAACUAUUUUUUUUGUUUAUUAUUUUAGAUGAAAAUCGGUGACCAUAUAUUAGCUGAUGGAAAACAUCCAGCAACAAUAUGUUAUUUUGGUUUAGUUGAUAAUCAUCCAGGUGAAUGGAUUGGUAUUGAAUGGUAG